AUGGCUGCGUCCUACCAACACCGCAGCGCUGGCCGCAGCGAGGACUGUAUGGAUACAGCAUACGAACAUCGCAGCCCGAAGCCUUCAGCGUCACAACAGAGUAGUGCCUCGCUGGCAACGAGAUUGAACGACGAGUAUCGUGCGGGCACGACCUCGACACAGCAUCGAAACAACAACAGCAAUAGCGGUAACAGUAGCGCUGCUUACGCCUCACGACCGACUGGACGAACAUCAGACGAGAUCAUGAGCUCCUAUACGACGACGUCGACGGCCUCAAGGCAAAGGUCAGCAUCUGGCCAUAGUAAACUUCACAAGCGGGCCAGUUCUGGCUCAUCACUGCCGUCACUGCCCUCACCUAUGGCUCACUCACAAUUUACCACGCCUUUCGCCACAUACGAAGAACCACAGCACGACGUCUCACCAGUGCCAUCAUCGACUUCCACCCCUAAGCUCAAACUGUACAUUCGCAAGAUGUCGACGUCAAAGCAAGAAGACCAAGGCAGACUUGACCUAUCAAAGUCUACUUUAGAGAAUGAGAGACUAGCGGGACUCGGGAUACAAGAGCUGGGUCAACGGUCAGUGUCGGAUGUAUCCAUUUCGCAUGCGGCCAGGAGAGGUACAGGGCAUGGUAGGACGACAAGCGGCACUUCACAAGCGUCGACAAUCUCGGGUUCAUACAAGCCGAAUUUGCCGUUCGUGCAUCCCAUGAGGCAGACGCCGAGACCAUAUGGAAACACAGGCAGUGCGAAUGCAUCAUUUGUGCACGAUGAGGAGGCAAGCGAGAGUGAUGAUCUGGUCGAUGUCGAUGACGACUUCAGAUUAGGGCAUGGAUUCAGAUCACGGCGAAGUGUGUCCAUUUCGUCGGUACCAGCCAUUGCACCCACGCCCUUGUCGCAGUCCGUGACUGUCGACGAUUUGGGCAUGGUACCAAAGCUCACCAGCGCCUCACAAACCAAUCUGUCCAUAAAGUCUGGUAAAUCCGGGAAGUCAACCAAGUCACGACACGGCAGACCAAGACGUGAGACAGGUCCGUCUUUCGAGCAGCCGUCAUCUCGCACAAGUUUCGACAAAGCUUUCAGCUUCGUGUCUAGACGAUCGGAUCCCGAACCGCGAGACCGUGACGAACGUAUACGAGCCGCACGCCGCAAGUUCGAGGAGAAGGAAGCCAUCAAGGACCGAAAGCUCGAGCAGGAAUACUCAAAGCGUCGACAAUCUGAGGAUGCCAAGCGGGCAAAACAACAAGGCAGACAAGCACGUAAAUCAGAAGCAAGUGAGCGACCGAAGCUUACGAAGCAGAACCGAAGUGGUGGCGAUGGUCGAGGCCCUCCGCGGAAGGACAGCAAGAAUGACGAAUUGACUGAGAAAGUGCCUUCACGAAGCUACGAUGAGUUCAGGCCUGCACAUCAGAUGUCUCUACCUCGGCACGGACAGGAAGCAGGCAUGUCGGAGAAGACUGCGCGACCUUCUGCGCGCAGAGCAAAUCCUCAGACGGGCUGGGUGAAAUUCUCGGCUUGGUGGCAGACGAGGAUGUUGAAAUGCGGCGGUCGAUGA
Messenger RNA from Recurvomyces mirabilis, 1551 nucleotides. RefSeq lists its product as uncharacterized. The record is from RefSeq and is a predicted model, not a curated record. NCBI's taxonomy places the organism in Eukaryota, Fungi, Ascomycota, Dothideomycetes, Mycosphaerellales, Teratosphaeriaceae. The coding region runs from base 1 to 1551 and encodes 516 amino acids. The transcript has a single exon.